AAGAACUUCAUUCUUCUUUUUCGAAAAUGGGACGACUACUUGCCAAGAUGCUCUUCCCUCUUGCGAUGUGUCUUUUCGUUUCCGCAGUUUCCGCAUCAGAUAGUCCAUCUUCCAAUGAGGCAAAUCCUAUCGUCAUUUCAUCAGAAGCCAUGGAUUACGACACAAACACAAUCACAGUCAGAGAAGGAAAGAAGUUAAUGGUUAGUUGUGUAUUUGAAAGUGACGAACAAAUCCACAAAAGUGAUCUUCUUUGGAAACAAGCUAAUGGAAACAAUAUCGACGGAGAAUCCAAUCCAAGUCUUUUCUCUGUGAUUUUGAACGAAAAGGGGAGCAAACAUCGCAAAACAUCGCUACAUUUCUCAUCGGUUCACACGAGAGACACCGGACUCUACACGUGCACAGGAAGAACUGCUGGGGGAGAAAAUUUCGAGAAGACCAUCAAAUUGGUCGUACUCCCUGCCAUUGAAUGGAAUGAUAAAGAUACUGUGAAGGGAGCACUUCUUGGAGAGCCCAUCACAAUUGACUGUGGAGUUAAGGGGCCAUCCGGUAAAGAACCAAUGAUUCAGAUGACAAAUGGAAAUGGUGAGCCACUCGAUGAAGAAAUCUGGACAAUUGCUGGAAAUGAAGCCACCAUUGAUAGCUUGAAAAAAGAGCAUGCCGAGUUAACAGUGUCUUGUAUUACUAUUGAGAUGCACCAGGAAACAAGCAAGGAAGAAUUCCCAGUUGUUGACAGAAAAGAUGUUAACAUCGAAGUUUACACCCUUCCCGAGUUUGAGACGGAAGAAUCUGUGCAGUACACAGUUAUUGAUAACCACGUCCGUGAUGCAAUUAUCUACUGUAAUGUGACACAUUCCUUCCCACCAGUUCGUCACUACACUUUUUAUCACGGAGACGAGGAGAUCAAGAUGAGCGAUAAAUUCAACAUUUUUGUGAAUGUCGGAGUUUCUCAAGGAGCACAUCUCAAAAUUCACAAUGUCAAUGAGAACGAUUUGGGCACUUACAAAUGCGAAGCUAACAAUAUCAAAGCAAAAUCCUACCAUACAAUUCAUCUUAGAGAAGCCAAUGCCCCAGCUGAGCCAAAAGUAACUCUUAUCGAGGACAAGAGGCACUCCAUCAUCUGGAAAGUAGAAUCUAUCGAUCGAGAUCCAGAUCUUCCAAUGACCGCCGUUGAAAUUCGCCACCUCCGAGCCGGAACCGCCGAAGCUUCUGGAGUGUCCGAUGAGGAUAUUUCUGAUGCCUACUGGAAGAGUCACUCAAUUUUCAUGCAGAGAAAUAUCAAGGAUGAUGGAAUUUACGAAAUUAAUGGGCUAAGACAUGGACAUGAAUAUGUCUGGAGAUUCCGACAGAUUAAUGAAGCUGGAUUUGGAGAUAGUGUGGUAUUGCGUGCAAAAACGUUAGAUGAUCACGAUUUGGAAAUGAUGGAUUCGGCAUCUGACAGCAAAUUUCCUCUUGCCCUUGCCACGUUAUUUUUUGUCUGUCUUUUUAUCUAAUCUUUGAUGUUUUUUUGUGAUUAGAGUUCAUUAUCUCAUUUCCCCCUCUAUUGUCAAAAUUGUAAAUCGGUGAAUCUUCUAUUUUUCUAUCCAUAACUUCAUCUAAUUAAUCAAUAUCAUCCCCUAUCUCGUCCUCGAAAUUUUCCUAUUCUUUCAUUUUGCACUUUUAAACAAUAAUUAUAGAAUUCAUUAUCACAUUAACGCGUGAAAUGCAUUUUAAACGCAAUUCCUUCUCUUUUUAUAGAUUUUCAGUUCGUUCUCUCUAGUUCAGCUGAAAAAUGUACGGUUCAAAAUGUUUUUGGAUUUUUUAAAAACAUAAUAAGUAAUAAUGUUAUGGCUUUUCGUUUAUUGAAUAAACUUUAAAUACCAU
Molecule: messenger RNA, 1860 nt
Organism: Caenorhabditis elegans
Lineage: Eukaryota; Metazoa; Nematoda; Chromadorea; Rhabditida; Rhabditidae
Gene: rig-3
Product: Neuronal immunoglobulin domain-containing protein rig-3
Exons: 9
Coding region: 27-1490 (487 amino acids)
Cellular component (GO): plasma membrane; axon; synapse
Source: RefSeq, marked reviewed